This is a messenger RNA of Orycteropus afer afer, 219 nucleotides long. NCBI's taxonomy places the organism in Eukaryota, Metazoa, Chordata, Mammalia, Tubulidentata, Orycteropodidae. The record is from RefSeq and is a predicted model, not a curated record.
AUGCCGCUGUUGCUAGCUACUGUUGAGUUGGUUCUGCUGCAUAGUGACCCUGGGCCCUCUUACUUCCCCAUCCAUCACCAGGGUCCUGUGAUCUCACCAGUAGAUGCCCAGCUCUCACUUGAUGUCUCAUUUCUGGAACAGAGAUGCUCCAGCUGCUACCAGGGAAGGCUCUGGACCCCAAAAUAUUUAGUUAGCAGCCGUUCUAUUAAGUGGGAUUGA